ACAAUCUACUCUUAUUACUGUAAUAGCAAGCUUACAUGAGAACAUACUAAGUAGUAUCCCAUGACUAGUUUUAUUGAUUAGUAAAUAAUGUAUGCACACAGGAAAUCGCAACUUCUUCCACAAUGGUUAAACUACACAAUCAAACUAAUAAAAAGUGCAGGGAAGGGAAAACGUUGUAGGUUUUGCAGAAAGUGAAAAUCUGCGAGUUGCUUUGGGUGCUCUUCGGCCGAAAAACUGUUCCUGGUAAAAGCUUAGUUAAAAAGGAACUCUGAAAGUGUGCAAUAGUAGAACAGUUUAACAUAAUUUCCGUGUUUUUCAACCACUUCCUAUGUUUAUCUUUUUUUGCAUUACGUAACACUGUGAUCUAUUCUGCUGGUACUGGAGAGUGAGAAGAAGGGUAGGGUGGAGAGGGAAGACGAGAGGCAGAGAGAUAGAGAGAAGAGUAGAAAGGGUUGACAAACUUGGUAGAAAAAGGAGAGAAAAGUAGAGAGAAUAGGAGAAGGUAGAGAGAAUAGGUAGAAGGAAAAGAGUGCCAUGAGAACAAUACCAGUGGGGUCCAGGGACAGACAGAACCUCUGGAUCUGGGUUCUCCUCCUCCUGACUGGUGUUUGGGGGGAUGAAGGUUGGGAAGUGAAAUAUCCAGCUUCAUUCUGUGCAAUCAAAGGAUCUACUGUUACCAUCCCCUGCCGUUACAAGUACCCUGAAAAACAUCAUCCAGUUAGGGUUAUCUGGUGCAUAAACCAUCCGAUAUGCCAGACUACCACUCCAAAAUUUUACGACAGUAACUCCACCACUAAUCAUCCAGGUUUUAAAUAUAUUGGAGACAAAAAGAACAACUGUACUUUACAGAUUGAGAAUAUAAACACAACAGAUUCCAAAACAUAUAGGUUCAGAUUUGAAACAGAUCCAAAAAAUGCACACACAGGUCAAUCAGGAGUACACAUCGAAGUCAGAGAAAUUGACAACAACAUUACGUUGGAGGUGACAGCUAGUGAUGACAGAGUCUCUAAAGAGAGAGUCACCCUGAGCUGCACAUCAUCUUCACCCUGCAUCUUCAACAACCUGAAGAUCACCUGGUACCACAACAACACAAUUUUACAGGCGACAGGUCCCACCCUAACCCUGAGUCCUGUUUCUCGGAGUGAUGCUGGGAACUACUCCUGUGGUUUAGAAAGUAGCCCUUUCUUUCGCUCUGAUGCAUACAGUCUCCAAGUGGAGGAUCCAUCCAAACCUUCCAUUGUUCUCAUUGUUUUACCUGUCUUGCUGAUUGUGCUGACCAUCACGGUGGCUGCUACAAUUCUUCUCAUAAGGAGGAGAAAAGCAGAAGACCCCAAAAAGGAGAAAAAGGAUGGUGUCAGCACACUGCCUGGAGAUGCCAUGUACAGCAGCAUCAGAGAGACAACCCCACAAACUACAGGAAAGACAAGACAUGACAACAACGCCCAGGAAGAGGAGGAAGUUAACUAUGCCACUGUUCAUUUCCAGCACAAGACGUCUUCAAGACCUGCUAAUAUCAAGCAGGAAGAGGAUCCUGUCAUCUAUAGCUCAGUGUCCAGGUAGUGAACAUACAGUACAUAUCUCUGUAGCUCAGUGUCCAGGUACUGAAGAUAACUCUACAGCACAGUUUCAUAAUGGGUUACUGUAAGAAUGACCAUUAAGCAACUGCUUUGUCAAAGUUAUCCCUGAUAGUAACACAUUGGGUCUUUUAUUGAGUUUUAGCAUUUGUAAAGUGCUAAAAAAAAUAAAACCAACAUAACACUUGGUUGUCUCAAGUAUGUGCAAUUAAUGGGUGUCUUUCAAUAAAUAUCUGUCCAACUUUGUUUUUGCCACAACUAUGAGACUACCCUCUUUCAGGCCUUUGAGAAUCAACCCUUGUCUUUUCUGAUAAGGUGAAAAGGGGCAGAAUGACAGUAACUUGAUUCACCUUGUAUUUUACUGUAUCUGUGUGGAUGUCAGUGAAGAGCAUUUGAAGGCGUACUAUUCAGCCAAGCCAUGUCAUCCUGCAGCCUGGACUACUUUUUCCAUCCAAUCUGCUUAUCUUGCACUGUAAUAUUUAGAAAUAAUGUCUGUAUUAUCUUUGUUUUUCAUGUUUAAACACAUAAAUAAAGAUUCCUUACUUGAUUACGUAA
Messenger RNA from Hypomesus transpacificus, 2129 nucleotides. Its product is annotated as B-cell receptor CD22-like. Lineage: Eukaryota; Metazoa; Chordata; Actinopteri; Osmeriformes; Osmeridae. The record is from RefSeq and is a predicted model, not a curated record. Bases 535 to 1560 code for a protein of 341 amino acids. The transcript is spliced from 7 exons.